CAAAAUGGCAACUACAGAAGUGGAUUUGUAAUUUGAUAUUGAUAAGUAAUUUAAUUGUAGUGAAAUGUGAAAAGAAGCAAUUAUUUUCCUCUUCCCUCGAAUUUUUCUUAUGAAAUGACGCGACUUGCGGAUUAUUUCGUUGUCGUCGGCUAUGAUCACGAGAAAGAAAGGGCAGGGGCAAGUAAUGGAAUUAUUCUGCAACGAUUUCCAGAGAAAGAUUGGUCGGACGCUCCUUUUAUCGAAGGGAUAGAAUGGUUCUGUCAGCCUCAAGGAUGGGCAUUAUCAUCAGAAAGGAUCGAGCCCACAUUUUUCGUCUCCGUCCUGACUGACAUUGAUGCUAAUCGGCAUUACUGUGCCUGUCUUUGCUUCAAUGAAACAGUCUCAAUUACACCCACUAAACCUGUCGAUGAGAUUGAAGAAACGGUUGCAGGAGAACCAACCCCACACCACACUUUAACGUUGAAUUCAAGAUCAAGUAUCAUGUAUGCCCCAAAGUGUCUAGUUUUGGUGUCCUGUCAUGAUUACAUCGAAACUUUUCGUAACUGUUUGGGCAUAAUAUAUACAGUUUUCAUUGAUACUGUCGGCACACCCCUUGAAACCCUCGUCGGGAACAUUCUCGGAUGUGUUCAAGUUCCGCCAGCUGGAGGGCCUCAAGUUCGGUUCAGUAUUGGAGCUGGAGAUCGCCAGGCUCUCCAGCCGCCUCUCUCUCCAACUCUCCCUGUCACCCAUACUUCUGUUCACCUCCUUUUUCAGCAACUAGGUAUACGAAAUAGUUUAGUUUUGUUUUGCGCAAUCAUGACAGAGCACAAGAUCCUGUUCCAGUCACAUAGCUAUACGCGACUGAGUGAAGGCUGCCGAGCUCUCAGUGCUCUUAUGUACCCGUUCCGUUACUCACAUGUCUACAUCCCACUCUUGCCAGCUGCCCUUGUUGAGGUUCUCUCUACACCAACGCCUUUCAUAAUGGGUGUCCACGCCUCCCUGAAAACAGAUGUCUCUGAGCUGAUGGACGUGAUUAUCGCAGACUUGGACGGAGGAAGCAUAAUGGUGCCUGACGGAGUUUCCCUACCACUCCUGCCAGAGCCCAUCCUCUCAUCAACACAGGAGUCCCUUUCGCUGGUUCUGCAGCCAGAGCUUUUCCUGGCUGACCAUGCAUUCCCUCCAUCUGCUCUCCACCGCCCCUCUCACCCAGCAAUUCUUGAUAAAGAGAUUCGGGCCAUUUUCAUGCGAUCUUUCGCUCAACUCCUCCAAGGCUACCGCUCCUGUCUGACCAUCAUCCGCAUCCAUCCUAAACCAGUUAUUACUUUCCAUAAGGCGGCUUUCUUAAGUGAACGAUACCUCUCUGACUGUGAUUUUACAACACGAGUUUUAGACUGCAUGUUUUUUACUGCAUUUGUGACAGAACGUGGGCCACCCUGGCGACCAUGUGAUUGUUGGGAUGAGCUGUAUAGCAACAUUACAGAGCAGUUGAAGAUGGAAAGCCAAGACCAAAGACUAGUCUUAACACAUAUUCAGGAAUUAGCACAACAGCUGCAUCAGAACGAGAAUCCAAACCCUCAACCCUAUGUUCAAAAAAUCUUGAAACCGCCAGAGGGUGCAUUUGCACGAAUUCAUCACCCACCGUUCCCUCGCAUCGAUCCCACCAGAGUACAAACAAUAAUAGAUGAUGGCCAAGCCAGUUAUAAUCUCAAAGCAAGGGGUAGUAGAGGGAAUCUAUUCUGGUUGAGUGCUUUGAAGCCACUCCCCCCAAGAAUUGUACCAACCGGUCUCCACAUAUCAAACGUGAAUGAUUCCAGGAAUAUAGUCAGUAAUUCAGCUCGACGUUUAGAGGUUUUGAAAAAUUGUAUCAACUGCAUUUUUGAAAACAAGAUAUCAGAUGCACGGAAAACAUUCCCAGCUGUUCUGAGGGCCCUCAAAUCACGGACAGCCAGAAUGGCCCUAUGCACAGAACUGGCACAGCACGUUGUUGGGAACAAAGCAAUGCUGGAGCACCAACAGUUCGACCUUGUUGUUAGACUGAUGAAUUGUGCCUUACAAGAUGGUUCACUAAUGGACGAAUUUGGUGUAGCAGCAGCCCUGUUGCCUUUAGCGACAGCUUUUUGUAGGAAAUUAUGUACAGGUGUCAUUCAGUUUGCGUAUACAUGCAUUCAGGAUCACGCAAUAUGGCAGAAUCAGCAGUUUUGGGAAGCGGCUUUUUACCAAGAUGUUCAGAAAGACAUCAAAGCUCUGUAUCUGGAUUCACAAAGCAAGCUCAACCCAGUGACGCCCCUGAGAGAGAGCAAAGACUUUAUUUGGAAGGAUGGUAGAUCUAGUUUUGUAAGAGGACAAGAACCCUCUGCUCUAGAAAUUGCUGCCGAACAAAUGCGGAUACGAAACUCUCUGGACACAGACAAGCAGACAGAACUAGCAAAUAGCGAGGAAAGCACACUUUACAGUCAGGCAAUCCACUUCGCGAAUCGUAUGGUAUACCUUCUUGUUCCUCUCGACAUGGUCUCCAAGAACCACAAACAUGACAAACAUGCUAUAGAUGAUGAAAGAGCCAGCAACAGCAUCACGAAUCGGUCGAGUGUAGCAGAAAGUGAUAGCGGAGACGCAGAGUCUGGCUUUGAGGACCAAGACCCAGGGGAGACAGGCACAGCAGUGAUUCGGCUCGUCUCUCGCUUUGUUGACAAGGUGUGCACUGAGGGAGGCGUUAGCGCCAAUCAUAUUCGGAGUCUGCACCAAAUGAUUCCUGGAGUGGUCCAUAUGCACAUUGAGACCCUGGAAGCAGUCCAGAGAGAGUCCAAGCGCCUCCCUCCCAUCCAAAAACCAAAGAUUUUGUCCCCAAGCAUGUUGCCUGGUGAAGAACCGUUGAUAGAAGGCCUGCGAGUCUAUCUGCUAGCAGAUGGCCGGGAAGAGGGCACUGGUGGGGCCAUCGGUGGACCUCCAUUACUUCCUGCUGAAGGCGCAGUAUUCAUCACCAACUACAGAAUCAUAUUUAAAGGAACUCCAUUAGAUCCAUUUGCCUGCGAGCAAGUAGUUGUUCGGGCUUUUCCUCUUACCUCAUUGACGAAAGAAAAACGUAUCACAGUCCAAUAUUUGGCACACCUUGACCAGUGGCUGCAAGAAGGCCACCAACUACGUUCUUGUACAUUCCAGUUAAUCAAAGUGGCAUUUGACGAAGAAGUUUCUCAAGAGAGUAUCGAAACCUUUAGGAAGCUAAUACAUCGUGUACGACAUCCUCCACAUAUUUUCCACCACUUUGCAUUUACCGGCCAGGUUGUUGUUUCUCAGGCCCCACACCACAAGGAUAAAGAAAAGAAUGCUACACUUAAAGGAUUCGCCAAGAAAACCCUAAUGAAAACAGCACGGAAAGCUGGCUUUAAGCAGAAAACAUCGUCAAAGCGACAAAAGUAUGUCUUGCCAAAUAUGGGAAAUAAUAUCAACCCCAAUAAGUAUUCAACAUCGCCAGGUCGCAUGAGUCUUCCGUUUACUGAUCCAGAUGAUUUGUCAGUCGAUAGUUUCGAGAUGAAUGUGGGAGUAGGAGCAGGUGUGGGUGUACUCCUUCCAUCGCCAACGGAUGCCAAAACUCUUGAACGCAUGUCUGAGAGAAGCUAUGUACGCGACUGGACUCGCCUAGGACUCACUUCUUCCAGCAGUUCUGGCAAAAGCAAGGAUCCGUUCAAAAUCACCACUGUUAACUCGGUUUACAUGAUGUGUCGAAGCUAUCCAGCCCUGUUGGUGAUGCCAACUGGUAUAUCUGAUGAGAAUGUGCGGAGAUUUUGUCGUUGUUACCGAAAUAGUCGUGUGCCUGUCAUCACAUGGCGCCAUCCUCGAACGAGAGCCCUGUUCUUGCGUGGAGCUGGUUAUCACGGUAAAGGUGUGAUCGGAAUGCUCAAGUCCACCCAUCCUGCAUCCACUGGAGUAUCUCACUCAGACUCAAGCUCUUCAGUAGAGCAGGAACGGUACCUGAAUGCCAUCGUCAAUGCAACUCCUUUGUCUGUGCUGAGACAAGGGUCAGCUUGGGGUAUGUCUGACUCAAGCCUAAGCCUCAACUCGCUACUCAUGGCAGCAGAGGAUGCGACCAACACCCUUACACCUGAGGCCUCUCGCCGUUCUUCGCACAACCCAUUCAACAAGGCCAUUGGAACUAUGGGGAUGUUCCCGCGGUCAAGUGGUGGUAAAGGUGGUAAGAACUUUGGUCGGUGGGGCUCCCUAAAAGAUCGCCGCAACAGUUCUGGCCCAUCGGUGGUUGGUCAGAUGCGCACAUCACCCAUCAACCCAGCUCGGCGCUCCGCAGAUUCCGACUCUGGCACUGAGUGCGUCCAGACAUUCCAACGAGCUGCUCUCUAUAUUCUUGGCGAAAAGACCCAGAUGAAAGGGAUCAAGCCGGACGCAGUGCCAAAGAUUGAUAUGAUCCCAGUAGAGUACGCAGACGUGCGACACACAAAAGCAGCAUUCAAGAAGUUGAUGCGAGCCUGUAUCCCUAGCUCGGCAAACCAGAGUCAAGAGCCAGACCACUCUUUCUUCAAGCUCAUUGAGAACUCAGAAUGGCUCCAGCAGAUCCAGAACAUCAUGCAGCUGUCUGGCGCUGUUGUGGAUUUGCUGGAUGUCCAGGGCUCUUCUGUCAUGCUCUGCCUGGAAGACGGUUGGGACAUAACCUGUCAGAUCUCCUCUCUAGCCCAGCUGUGCCUAGAUCCACAUUAUCGCACCUUGGAAGGCUUUCGAACACUGGUGGAUAAAGAAUGGCUUGCCUUCGGGCAUCGUUUUUCUCAUCGCAAUGCUCUAGCUCAAGCCUCACAGGCAUCUGGCUUCGCACCUACGUUCCUUCAAUUCCUAGAUUGCGUGCAUCAAAUCCAAAAUCAGUUUCCUUUAGCCUUUGAGUUCAACGAUUUCUACCUCCGUUUUCUUGCUUAUCAUUCCGUAUCGUGUCGCUUCCGCACAUUUUUGCUGGAUUGUGAGUUGGAGCGGGUGGAGUGUGGGAUCGCUGCUGUGGAAGACAAGCGGGGCUCGUUGACAUCGCACCACAAGGGAGUGGAUACUGGGUCUGAUGACGAAACAAUCUAUCCUGGCGGCAGACUGGCUGGCACACAUGUUGGACCAAAUCUUGGGCAGUCAUUGUUUGAUUACAUUGAAAAGCAGCAUGCACGAUCACCAGUGUUUUUCAACUUCAUGUAUCAGCCAGAUCUUGAUCACCCGGUUUUGCGACCACAGUCGCAUAUGGCAAACCUUGAAGUGUGGCGGUAUUACCUCAGUGAAGAGCUUGCGCAUGGACCCAGUUACGAUUUGGAAAUAAUCCAAAUGGAUUCCCAGCAAGAGGAAGAGGCUGAAGCCGCUGAUGGUGUCACCAAAUCCCAGCGCAAAGUUGUAUCCUUGGGGUAUCAUUCAGUGGAGCGAUCUCUCCCAGAUGCAUUCACCUACAUCCUUGAAGAUAUCCACAAACUAGAGACGGAAUUGGGACACUUACCUCAGAAGUGGAAAAUUCUGUGGGACACACUGGAACUUCCGACAACAGACUCCCUCACGCGACAUGCAUCUUUAAGCACACAGCUGGUUCGCUGGCAUGGUCGUCUGUUGCACAAGCGCUCAACGCUGGAGAUCCUAAUGCGAGGAAAACUUGUCGGCACAAGCAACACUCAAGAAUCAUCUUCGCAUCAGCCAUAUUCUGCUCCUCACCGCUUCGAACGCUACAACUUCACGACUCCAACCUACUGUGAUCAAUGUAACAAUGUACUGUGGGGCCCUGUGAAGACGGGCAUGCGCUGUUGUGAUUGCGGAUACAGCUGUCAUGAGAAGUGUAUUGAGAGUGUCGCCAAGAACUGUACGAAAUACAAGGCUGUCUCAGAUAAUCACUCAAAUGCUAACAGCUCUCGGGCUCAAUGUGAUAGUUCCUCUAUGAAUUCAAGUGUGAAUGUUUUACAAAGCUCAAAUCAGCAGUACUACAAUGACUUUUCUUCGCAUGUUGCUGAGAAUCGAACACAUGAAGGGUACCUGUACAAACGGGGUGCUUUGCUCAAAGGUUGGAAGCAACGGUGGUUUGUUCUAGACUCCAUCAAGCACCAGCUCCGUUACUAUGAUGCCAUGGAAGAUUCUCACUGCAAAGGAUUCAUAGAUCUCGCCGAGGUUCAGUCUGUAAAUAAUGCUCAGGCCGCUCCUGUGCCUCCAAAGAGGACCGAUGAUAAAUCAUUCUUUGAUUUGAAGACUAGUCGUAGAACGUAUAACUUUUGCGCCAGUGACGCAACAACCGCUCAGGAAUGGAUCGAGAAGAUCCAAGCUUGUCUACAGUAGUUAUUUAUUUGCUCAUUGCUCUCUGCUCUCUUUCAAGUUACUCAUGUUACCGUCAUUUAUCUUGUACAUUUGGCUUCAGUCUUUGUUAUGCUUUGCGCCCAAAUGAGUCACUAGUGUUACGCUUCUGCUACUAUUAACUUGUUUUCAAGUCUCCACACCUUGCCAGAAUUUCGCUUCGACUGGGCUCAAGUAUUUAAGUUAGCUUAAUCAAAAUGUUAUUUUUAAAAUUUGAAAGUCAUUGUAUAAUUUUUUUUUUUAUUAUUAUUUAUGGUCAAAUUCCCAAAAUUUUUAGCUUGGUAACAUGACAACUAGAAGAAAUUUAUGUUUCUGCUGGAAUCAGCUUUUUCAAACAUUUACCAAAAGCGACUUUUUGAGGAGUAGAGUAGACACGUAACACAUUCUGUUCCGAUUCUACAUUUUUGUUUUCUUUUUCCUAAUUCUAUUUUUAUAAUUGAAUCACAUAUCUGUAAGUUAUUCCCCUUUUAUAUGACUUUCUUUUCUACUUUAUUACUGAAGGAUUGAAUAUGUACUGCUUUUAUCAAAAAUUGCUUUAGAUAGAAUUGCUUUUUUUUAUGAGUAGGAACACAUAAUUAUUCUAUGAUCCCAAGAAGUAUUCUAGUAGAAACUUGGUAGUUAUUUUUUGCUUUCGAAUUUAAAUAAAUUCCUCUCGUUCUCUUUCUGUAACCGUACAACGAAGACUCCCUAAAAUUACUGCAUAAUGUUUAAUAAGGAAUCUCAAGGCAAAUACUUAAACAAAUCAUCACUUAAAAAAAUUUUUGUCUGUUUAAACCCAUCUCUAAAUUGUUACCGCAAAAUGAUCAGAAGACUAAAAAUCAAAAGACAUGUAAACUUAUAAGAUUCUUUAUGUCAUUGUAAAUUUAUCUCUUAAACAUGCUCGGUAGCUCAUAAACUGGAACUUUAGGGAAGUUUAUCCUAACUAUCUUGCUACAACUUUCAUGCGCUGCUCAAAAUUUUCACUCCAAUAGUUACUUUGAAUAAUAUUAUUGUACUUAACGUUGUCAAAGCUGUAAAAAUUUAGUUCAUCGUAGCAUGUGUUCGUCUUGACAAAGGCAGGCAACUUGAAGCACAAGCAUUUUUUGAAAAAAAAUUCACCUCUCUGAAAGAGGCAACUUGAAGCACAAGCAUUUUUUAAAAAAAUAAACUCACCUCUCUUAAAAAAUUCACCUGCUCCAACGUUCAUUCACUAUUUUUAUAUAAUUUCACAUGCUUCUUUUGCUUUGCGAAGCUAGCAUUUUUAAAAUUUUAUAACUGAGUAGACUUUGUUCAAUUUUUACUCAAUACUUAGUAUGUGAAGUGUUGUGCGUGUAUAGAACUAUUUAAAUGCUACAGUCUAUAGAUUAGCUGCCUUUUGUCUGCCUUUUUUUUAAAAAACUAGGUUCUCUCUAAGUUGCUCAGUCUGGAGGUUCACCCUUAUUUAAGCCCUUAAUUCCUUUCUAUCAAAUAAAUUGAAUAAAUAGACUUCAUUAUUCAGUUUCACUGUCCUCAAGUAUAAAUAUUUUCUUUCUUGCUAUGCAGACACGUAGAAAAGACAAACAGAUAAUGAUGAGAGAAAGAUUACUACUAAAUUGGGGAACAGCAGGAAAAAUUCCAACCUGUUGGGUUUCCGUGUCAGUUUUGAGAGUUCAAGAAAUGAGCCUCCAUUUGUGGAAAAAUUUCCCAAUGAUUUGAAGAAUGAAGAUUUUGUUGGAAGAGUUUAGGGUUUUAAUUUUCAACAGGGAAUAUUGUAUGCAGAGAUUCCAAGUAUGAAUUUAGAAUGUAUCUUCGCAAGUCAUAUCAAGCUGAGCUACUUACCAGAGUUAGACCAAGGACAUAUUGUGAAUUUAGUCGUAAUAAAAUCAAGUUCUUAGUUUUUCCUUGACGUUCGUCCGUUACAUACAAGCAAUUCAUUCAAUUCAAACCAUGUGAAAAAUAGGCCUGUUCCAGACCUUGGUCUGGUAUCCCGACGUAGCCAUGAAUUUGGCCAUUUCUAAAAUACUCAUCUUACUUAACGUCCAGGUCUGCUUCUCAUCGAUCCUUUCUAAGUCCUCAUGUGAAAACUCUAUCAGCAGGCUUAGUAAUAUACUAAUUUCAUGUUACUCAUUAAUGAACGGAUCUUCAAUAAUUUCAAAUUGGAGUACAAGUCUGAUUUGUUGUUUCUUCUAAAAUUAACCCUAAUUUCAAAUAUUUGUAGAGAACCUCAAUAAUUUUUUAAUAUUUUCUUCUAUACAGAAAAAUUUGUCGGUUUUCUGGUUUUUCAAUAAUUACGAGACUCGGUAAUCAUUCUCUGAAGAUGCUAAACUCGAUUUAAUUCUCCAAACUAGAUUUUAAAAUGCUCCUGCUUGAAAUCUCGACUUGAAUUCGCCUCUCUUGCUUAAUUAUCACGUGUAUCAAGCCCAGGGAUUUCAACUCAGUGUGCUUAAGGAGCCUUUACAGAUAUUUGAAAUCUGCGAAAAUUCAAGAAGUGUCUUUCAAUUUUGGCCCAAGUAUUCAGCCCAUACAAUCAAAAUUGUUGAGGAGAGUUAUGUUGUAGAAGCUGGUGCGGCUACGUUGAAACGUAGUCGCACAGUUCGACAAUUUAGAUCCGAUGCUUUAUUUUAUCAAAAGCUCUCUUCUGAAGAAUUGUAAAAUUCUUCCCCUUAUCCUGAGAAUUUCAUUUGUUUCUGAAAUUUGAAAUUACUUUCCUUUCGUUACAAACCCUUGUAAGCGCAGAAGCUUUGAUGUUACUCCUCAGCUGUUGAUUUUCUGUUUGUAAAUAAUUUCCUCUCUGUUGAAUUUUACUUGCAAUUGCUUCCUCAAAUAUUGUUCAAAGUGUAUCUUGCGUAGGCGUUACCAUGAAAUUUUCAUCCAAAUGCAUCGAGGGUCAUGACUUUGGACCGAGUUUAACAGCAGAAUGGAACCGAGAAAUGUAGGUUUGAAGUUUAUUCCUCCACAAGGCUCAACGUUAAGGACAAAGUCCAAGGACUAUUUCCACAUUCAAAAUAUUAUCACUAGACUUUGAAUUUUUGACGGGAGAAACUUUACAGCCGAUAGAAUUAUAAACUAUUCCAGACUCUUUUUUCUAGAAAUGCGACUUGAUAUGUUUCUGUUCUUGGUUCCUCCCAAUCAUUGAAUACGUCCAAGGAACCAUCUCUGCUGUUGUUGUUGCUAAGACUUGGCCCAGAUAUGCUUUAUGUCCAAGUAGAUUUUUUCAUUAUAAUUGAUGAAGCAAUCCAGCGCUGUUCUUUCCUCUAUCCCAUAUGUAAAUUUUUCUCACGUUAAUUUGGUAUCCUAUAAAUAUUUAUCUUGCUGUUUUUUAUCUUGUACAGUCAAUGUUACGUUAGCUUAUCCUUAGCUUGUUGUUAUCCUAUGGGUCUUUUUUGAAAAAUGCACUGAAAAUAUUGGUUUCUGCUCUGCUGGAUCAAGAAUCCUGGUUUGUCAUCAGAAAAUUUGUUGUAAUGCUGCAGCCUAUUUCAUCCCUGUGAGAUUAUCGCAUUUAGAAGAUUUAAAACAAUGUAUCUCUCCUUUAGCACAAGAUGUUUCAAAGCUGUGGUUGUAGGUCAUUUUUCCGUACAAAACAUCCCUAGUUUGCUGAAGAAAAUAUCUUUCCUCCAACUAUCAACUAUUUAAAUUCAUGAAUUGAAUAUGUUUUAUUCUGUACUUUUUUCUCAUGAAAGCUUUAUCUGAAAGUUAUAAUUAUUGCACCCCUUAGGAGUGUGUAGUACAAAUUCUCCAAUGAAAUGAACUAUCAUAUCAAUUUUUUCACAUUAAAACUGCCAGAAAAAAAUAACUUUCAUGUUCCAUUUUUGAACUUUCUAAAAACCAUCUGUACAUCAACAUUUUUUGUAUCAUUGCUCCUCCACUCCCCUCUUAUACGCCUACUAAUUUUCACCCGGGCAUUUGAAAUCAGACGAUAGAAUUGGUUUCUUUUAUUCCUUUUUACUAGUUGCAGUCUCUUCUGGAUCUCAGUUUAAGAAUGUAACUUUAAGUUUUUGAAUUUGUACAUUUUACGUUCGUUGUGAUAUCUGCGGAAAACGCAGAAUUCUAGGCCCUUGCUAGAAAUGUUUAGUGUGUGGAAUAAAAUCGUUUCAAUGCCGUGUUAUUGACUACAAGCCACGUCUGAUUGCCGAAGGCCUUGAAUCUGAGUUGAAGAAAAGUCAUGAUUGUUUCACACAGCUCAAAAAUAGUUUGUCUAGUGUUCUUGUGCCCUAAUCUAGCGUCCUUGUGAUUAACUUUUUACAAAGCAUAAUUAGUAAUUAUUUGUCUAGACUAAAAAAAAUGUUAUCAAAAUUUUUAUGAAAAUUGUAAACGAAAAAAUAAUCUUCAGGCCUAACUAUGUAUUCUGUGGGAAUUUCAUCUUCAGAAAUUUCUGAUGAUACACUUAACCUCACUGAACUUAGUCCACAUCAACUCAAGGGAGCAGCUGGCCAAUCAUUGAAAUUGUUACCCAGAGCUAUAGACAAAAAAGUCAAACGAGAUAUGGAGGGAUCCCAUUGGUGGAAGGAGAUGGUUGCAAUGGACAAAGGAGGUAGGAAUGGACUGCUAACGGCAACCCGCAAGAGACCUGAUAGUCCAUCAUUUCCUCCCUUAGUCUAUAAACCACCCAUUCCAACCAAUAGAAUCGCUCAAUAUUAUCUAUGUCUUCUUUGUUUAUCAAUUUCAAUUAUCAGUCCGCUGGUAGAUUUGGGAUUAGAAUCUGUAAUUGGCAACGCAUAAAUCUCUUAACUUUGUGUAUGCUUAAAGUAUAAUCAAGUAAAUGUUGUGAGUUAUUACUUAAGUUAUACCUGUAGUCUGUUUUGUGUGCAAAAUGUGCUUCCAUUGGCUAUCAGGUCGCUUAGGUAAUUAUCCUCUAUGCUUCUUGGAAAAUUAGCACUCCUAAAAAUUCUCAGCCGCAACCCUCAAUUAUGAACGAAAUUAUGCAACACACAUAGAAUGAUGUGAUUAAUGUUUUUUUCUCCUGAGUGGAAAAGUUUUCAAAUUCAAGUUCAGUCUUUGUCUAAUUAGUUUCACUCUACUCAUUGAAAAUUGUAUCAAGCAAAAAUUAAACCAUUUAAGUAACAUUCUAAAAGUUGCGAUGAAAUGUUUCUGUUACUUGGAAAAUCUCUAUAUCAGUUCACCACCACUUUAGCUGAGAUCUUAAAGAGUAUGAUAAUAGUGAGUGAAUACUGAAGGGUUAUACACUACAUUUUUUUUUUUUUUUUUUUUUUUUUUUUUUUUUUUUUUUUAAGCAAUAGACAUUAUAAGUUAAUUUUACAAGCCAAUUAAGCCAACAGACCGUACGAUUUUAUCCAUCAAUGUUUUCCGCUCAUUCCACAGUCCAUCUUCAAAUUCAGGUAUUAUAAGACGAAAUUCGACCAGUUAUUUCCCGAAGUCUUUGUUUCACCCUAAUUCUUUGAAACUUGAGGCUUGGUUCCUUUCUUUUGAUUAAAUCAAAACCGAAUAUAGUACAGUUGAACGUGUUUUCCAAGUCGCUUGUAUUACAGUCGUAAAAUUUUGUGGUUUUUUUUUGUACGUAGCAAAUUUUGAACUUUAAAUCACAUACGCUAAAAAAAUUGGUGGAAGAAUGUGACAGAAGUGCCGUUACGCCAUUGUUUUGUUGGAAAAUACUCAGCCAAAGAUCGAAAGGCGUAGGAAGUAAGUUUUUGACAGUUCAUAUUUUCUUAAGACGUGUAUGAUGUAAGAUUAUUUAUAUACUGAACUAAUUUUGUUUGUAAUUAAUAAUCAUUUAUACCUGGGAAGAUUUAUAAACAAAAGAAAAUGUUUUCAAAAAUUGAA
This is a messenger RNA of Bemisia tabaci, 12015 nucleotides long. The record is from RefSeq and is a predicted model, not a curated record. Lineage: Eukaryota; Metazoa; Arthropoda; Insecta; Hemiptera; Aleyrodidae.